Molecule: messenger RNA, 2202 nt
Organism: Aspergillus mulundensis
Lineage: Eukaryota; Fungi; Ascomycota; Eurotiomycetes; Eurotiales; Aspergillaceae
Product: Hsp70 family protein
Exons: 4
Coding region: 1-2202 (733 amino acids)
Molecular function (GO): ATP-dependent protein folding chaperone; ATP binding
Source: RefSeq, a predicted model, not a curated record
AUGGACCUGAUGAGCUCGCGAUUUAAAUCGUUCAGCUGGAAGCGAAGCAAACAACAACAAACCAGUGUCUCCUCAAUACCUCCUGUUCAGUCCAUCGACACUCCGUCGACCCGAACACUCGUCUCGCCGCCGCAGCCUGCUCCGACGUCUAAUCCCACGCCCGCCCCUUCAACCACUUCCGCCAGUUCUCCUCCCUCCGGCCAUACCUCGUCCUCCACAAGCAGUCUCCCAAUGAAUAAUCAGGGUCAACUGGGACAGCCGCCCAGCUACACGUAUAAUAAUGUCGCUGGUCGGCCUACCAGCCCCAUGCCGCCGGGCGGCCAGCAGCAGAUGCCGCACCCGCUCAACACCAACAUGCCUUACCCGGGACAACAAACACUAGGCGCUCCACCGGUCUACGGUAUGCAACAGCAGGUAAUGGGGCGAGGGUUGCCUUCGCAGCAAGUCCCUUACGGAGUUCGGCCCGCCCACGAAGUCGAGGGCGCCGGGCGGAGUAAGGCUUCGCUUAUUGUAGGAAUUGAUUUCGGCACAACUUUCUCUGGUGUCGCAUUUGCUUUUGCGACCAACAAUGAGGCGCGGGAGGACAUUAUCACCGAAUGGCCAGGUGCCGGUACUCACACCAAACAAAAGAUUCCAACUGUCUUGUACUACGACCAAUACCAGGAAGUGGUGGGAUGGGGACCCGACAUUGCCAAUGCGCUGGCUCCCACCGGUUAUCCGAAGCAAGGGGUGCAGAAGGUCGAAUGGUUCAAACUUCAGCUGAUGCUUUCCGGAAACACAUACAUUGACCCCAUCAACUUGCCGCCCCUUCCGCCAGGAAAGUCGGAGAUUGACGUGGCGGCCGACUACCUGUUCAAGUUACGACAGGCGAUGCGCUCUCAGUUGCAGAAAACGCUUGGCGAGGUAUUCACAAGAGAGGAGCGUAACAUCAAGUACUAUCUCACGGUACCUGCCAUCUGGAACGAUGCUGGAAAGGCAGCAACCCGUGCAGCGGCUCUGCAAGCUGGUUUCUUGCGGGACGAGAACGACAACCGCCUGACGCUAAUAUCAGAACCAGAAGCUGCUGCACUUUUCUGCGCUAAAACCGGAUUGCUAAAUCUCAAGGUCGGCGAUGCGAUUUUGAUUGUUGACUGCGGCGGGGGUACAGUGGAUUUGAUCGCAUACGAGGUUGAAGAAGAGCAGCCUUUCAGCGUGGCCGAAUGCACUGCUGGUUCUGGUGAUUCAUGUGGUUCGACGGCGCUCAACCGAAAUUUCAGCAACAUCCUCCGUGCUAAGAUCCGAAAGAUGAAGCUACCGGACGGGUCUCGGACGGCUGGGAAAGUGUACGCCAAGUGUAUCAUGGACUUUGAGAACCGUAUCAAGGCAGACUUCCGGAACAACGGUCAGAAAUGGGCAGUGGACGUUGGCAUUGAAGCCGACUUUCCUGAUGCAGGGAUCGAGGAAGGAUACAUGACUUUCACGAACGAGGAAAUUCUUCAGUGCUUUGAACCUGUCGUUAACCGCAUCCUCGAGUUGGUGCGUAACCAAAUCAUCGCCAUCCAAGCGCAGAACCGGAACCUGCAGAACGUGCUCGUCGUAGGUGGUUUCGGUGCAUCUGAGUACCUCUUCCAACAAAUCAAGCUCCACGUACCGCCGCAGUAUCAGUCCAAGGUCGUCCGCCCUAUGGACUCUGUUGCUGCGAUUGUCAAGGGUGCCGUGACGGCAGGUAUCACAGAACGAGUGGUUACCCACCGUGUUGCCCGUCGACACUACCUGAUGGCCACACUCCAGCCGUUCAAAGAAGGAUACCACCCUGAGCAGUACCGAGUCCCCAGUCUUGACGGCCGUGAUCGAUGCAAAUACACCCGGCAAAUAUUCGUGCAGAAGGGUGAGAGGGUGAAGAUUGGCGAGCCAGUUAAGGUCAGCUUCUUCCGCCAGGUUGCCCCCGGAGCUACCCUCAUGUACGAGGAUAUUCUAUACGCCUGCGACGAAGACGUGUGCCCUGAGUACACCAAAGAUCCACGUAUCAAGGAAGUUGUUACCCUAACGUCAGAUCUGUCGCGCAAAAAUCUUGAAACCGACUUCGAGCGCAUGGACACGCCCCAGGGCACCUUCUACCGGGUAUACUUCGACAUAUAUCUCACGCUAGAUGGUAGUGAGUUCAGCGCCGAGCUGGUCUGCCAGGGCGAGGUCAUGGGACGAUGCCGUGCAAAGUUCAGAUAA